GUACUCACACUAUAUUUAUAUCUGAUCAAACACGUUCUCUUUUUUGCAAUUUUAAAGAUAAGAUUGAGGAACAGUGUGAGGACCAGUGCUGUUCAGAUGGAAGAUGAGGAUGAGGAACAGUGUGAGGACCAGUGCUGUUCAGAUGGAAGAUGAGGAUGAGGAACAGUGUGAGGACCAGUGCUGUGCAGAUGGGAGAUGAGGAUGAGGAACAGUGUAAGAUGUGGGUGUGUUGUGAGCCUCUUGGCCUCCCACAGGGCGGGGAAGGUUGUGGUGUGUGAAGCUCGGAAGUGAGAGCGCAUUGUGGAGGAGCUCAGGGUGCUGGAGGAAGAAGGUUGGAAGUUCACGGUUUCUCUUUAUGACGGUGAAGUUUGGUGUCGCCGGUGUGUUUGUUUUGAUUUGCGCUCGUGCUGCGCUCGUGAGGACGGAGCAGGUGAUCAGUGUACAUCCGCUCAGCGCGUGCGGUCCGCUGGAGGAUCUAAAGGAGGAUCUGAGGAGCAUCUGAGGAGCAGGACUUGUAGCUUCACAGCUCAGUGUAGAUGAAAGUCCUGAUGGAGCAUUAAAGCAGGUGCUGUGUGACAUGUGGUGUGUUCUCGAGGGCCAUGAUGAGCGUCUCAGAGAGCAGAAGCGUCUCAGACGUGUCCUACAUUCUGAACAUUCGUGUGAGUGUGUCCCUCAGGACGCGUCCGUCCUGCACGGUGCGGGUGUGGAGCAGCACCACGGCGGCUCUGGUGGUGCAGCGCAUCGCUGAUCUUCUUAAGUUGGACUCGUCUAAGUCGUACGAGUUGGUGGAGGUGAGAGAACAUGCCGAGGACAAGCAUGUGCUCCAGAUGGACCACUAUCCUGUGGAUCGUCUGCUGCUUUGGCCACAGGGACAUGAAGAACAUCAGGAUCGUUAUUAUUUUAACUUUCAGGAGGCUGAACAUGACCCCUGUUGUGACGUGAAUGACCUGUGCUGCCUGAGCGAGCUUACUGAGGACCGCAUUCUACAAACUCUUCGCUGUCGCUUCUACAAGGGCAAAAUCUACACUUACGCCUGUAACAUCCUUAUCACAGUGAACCCCUUUAAGUUCCUUCCCAUCUAUAACCCCAAAUAUCUGCAGAAGUACGACAACUGCAUUCUGGGAAAAGAAGAUCCUCACAUCUUUGCUGUAGCGGAUGCUGCGUUCCACACCAUGCUGAACAAACAGACCAAUCAGUGCAUCGUCAUCUCCGGGGAGAGUGGCUCAGGGAAAACACAGAGCACCAACUUCCUCAUCCACUGUCUGACCACGCUGAGCCAGAAGAGCUGCACCAGCGGCGUGGAGAGGACCAUCCUAGGAGCUGGACCAGUGCUGGAGGCAUUUGGAAACGCAAAGACCACGUACAACAACAACUCGAGUCGCUUUGGGAAGUUCAUCCAGGUGAAUUUCCUGGAGGGUGGAAUCGUUAGAGGAGCUACUAUAGAGAAGUACCUGCUUGAGAAAUGCCGUCUGGUUUCCAGGAAGAGCAGAGAGAGAAACUAUCAUGUGUUUUAUUACUUGCUUGUUGGUGCAUCUCAGGAAGAAAAAGAAGAAUUCAGACUGUUACAACCUGAAUAUUACUACCUCAAACAGGAUCAGUGUGAUGUGGAUGAUGUGGUGGAGAUUCAGUCUGAGUUUAAGAGAUUACAGCAGGCCAUGGAGAUGGUUGGUUUCCUGCCUGCUACCAAGAAACAAAUAUUCUCAGUGCUUUCUGCAAUUCUGUAUCUGGGAAGCGUGGCGUAUGAGACGAGAGCAGAUGAAGACGGAGUGACUGUGGGACCCGCAAACGUCCUUCAAACGUUAUGUCACCUGCUCAAGGUGAGAGAGGAUCUCCUAGUUGAGGCUCUGACUAAGAGGAAAGCUCAAACGGUAAACGACGUCCUCGUGCUGCACUACAGCCUCAGUGAGGCCGUCACAGCACGAGACUCGAUGGCUAAAUCUCUGUACAGCUCACUGUUUGAUUGGAUCGUCUUCCGCAUCAACCACGCUCUUCUUAACAAGAGAGACAUGGAGGAGGCUGUCCCGUGUCUCUCCAUUGGUGUGUUGGACAUUUUUGGUUUUGAGGAUUUUAAGACCAACAGCUUUGAGCAGUUCUGCAUUAACUACGCUAAUGAGCAGCUACAGAAUUACUGCAACCACCAUAUCUUCCUUCUGGAGCAGGAGGAGUAUAAGUCAGAAGGAAUCAGCUGGACCUCAGUGAGCUACACAGAUAAUAUGGAGUGUAUUAAUCUGAUCAGUAAGAAACCCACAGGUCUGCUGUACCUGCUGGAUGAGGAGAGCAGUUUACCUCAUGCCACUGACCGAACGCUGUUGGAGAAGUUCAAGCGGCAGCAUCAGGAGAACCCUUUCUUCAUUGCUACGUCGGUCCUCGAGCCAGCCUUCAUCAUCCAACACUACGCCGGCAAAGUCAAAUACCAGAUACAGGAUUUCAGAGAGAAGAACACGGACCACAUGAGGCCCGAUAUUGUGGCGCUCCUGCGCAGCAGUGAACGAGGGUAUCUGAGGAGGUUAAUCAGUGCGUACCCGGUUGCAGUGUUCAGGUGGGGGAUCCUACGGGCCACAGUACGCGCAAUGUUUGCCAUUAAAGCAGCGGGGCGACGUUGGGCCACUGAACAUCCAGCUGCAGUGAAGCGAUACUCCCGUGACUCGCUAAAGGAACUGAAGAGGCCGAGCUCUGCCGUUGAUCGACUGAAGAGUCAGCGAUCUCUCAUCGAGUUCUCCUUUGACCGUUCAGAGGAAAACCCACUCGAGAUGUUGGAGGAUGUUUUUGCCACAUUUGAGAAUAAAAGGGAAUUGCAUGCCAAAAUCCGACACACAGUAACACGCUUAGGAGGAGAUGUUCCUCAAAAGUUCCGUCUCUCCACCGUUUCUGUGAGGAAAUUACGACACUUUUCUCAGAAGAGUCGCGCUGGCCGUCAAAAACAGAUCAUUCCAAAGAACCUGAUGGACUGUCGCUGUUUGAAGCUCAUCAUGGAAUUGAAUCUUCAUAACAGAGACACUCGUGCUUUACUCCACCUGCACAAGAAGAAGAAACCACCCAGUAUCAGCACCCAGUACCAGAUGUCUCUGGUGAAGCUGUUGGAGACUCUGAGGAGAGCUGAGCCGUUCUUCGUGCGCUGUGUCCGGUCCAACACUGAGAAGAGGGAAAUGCAGUUUGAUGAUGAUCUUGUCCUUCGUCAGUUGAGGUACACAGGCAUGUUGGAGACGGUGCGCAUUAAGAGAUCAGGUUAUGGAGCCAAGUACACUUUCACGGAGUUCAGGGAUGAGUUCAGGAUCUUGUUGCCGAGACAGUCGUCUUCUCUUCAGAGAGACAUCAAGGAACUUCUGCUUAGAGUCAUAGAGGACAAGAACAACUUUCAGAUCGGCGAGACCAAGGUGUUUUUGAAGGAAAUGGAGAGACAGAAGCUCCAGGACACACUGCAUAAGGAGGUAAUGAGGAGGAUCCUUCUGUUGCAGCGCUGGUUUCGGGCGUGUCUCACUCGCAAACACUUUCUGAUGAAGAGACGAGCCAUCAUCAUUGUACAGAGGUCAUGGCGAGGUUAUCGAGUGUCGUCUUGCUGCAGAGCAGCUUCAGUUAUCCAAAAAGCGUGGAGAGAAUCUCAUGAGCGAGCAGAGUUCCAGCGGCAGAGAGAGAGCCUGAAGAACCUGCAGCAGCUCCAACGCAGCUCAGAGGACCGCAGGCAUCUGCAGGAGGAGCGAGUGAGUGGGGCAGAAGGUGUUAAGGGCACUUCAGAAAGUGAGGGCAGCAGGAAUGAGACGCGGCUGCAACGCCCUGAAGGCAAAAUGCCACCUAAACCACUUCAAACAUCAGCGGAGAAUGAGAAUGAGACGCAGAAUCGAGGCAGCGUCCCAGAGCAGAAGGAGAGACGAGACGACGGGGAGACAAAUAGAGACACAGCUGUAGCUCCGCCCCCACCUGACCCCCUCACCGAUCCGAGAGCAGACGAUGGUCUCAGUGUGUUGCUGCUGCAGCGCUCUAAACCGGCCAACAUGAAGGAGAAAGUGGAGAAGUGGAGAGAGAGAAGGAGUGACGUUGUGAUUUCAGACAGGAGCCACGUCGAGAACCGUAUGAUGGAUCAUUUAAAACCUCAAGGACUUUCAGUGUCUCUGGGUAAUCUCACCAAACUGAGUUCAUCUGAGUCAGACAGCACAUCUCCAUACAGUGAGGUGACGCUGCGUAGACGUAGACGCUCAAAACACAAGCGUCGGUUGGCUCACGCUCGCAGUGGCCUCGUGCUGAAAGGUACAGAACAAGAGCAGGGUGAGGAUUACUGGAUAUUCCCACUUCCUCCCUGCAGCCCCGGAAUGUCGUUUCGCUCCAGCGCCCCCAUGGUGCUCGAGAAAACCCAGCUGCCUAAUGGAUCUAAAUCGAGUGAGAUGCAGAGUCCGAGUGAAGCCAGACAGCAGCUCGCUCCAGAAAAAGGAGGAUUUUUUGGUCGUUAUUUCCACAAGAAGCGAGUCGGUCCUCAGGAUGGGAACAUGACGAUGAGCAGAAACCUCACUGAGAGAGACGAGUUUAAGCGUUUGAACAGUACCCCCCCCACCUCAGCAUCGUCUCUCGCUAAACGAAGGCGUCAGAGCAUAAAGAUCAGCCGCGGGACGCGAGAGCAGAGUAACGUCUACCUGAACCGCCAGAUUACACACGCUACAGAGCUACGCUACCUCGAUGAGUUCCUUGGAAAUCAGAUGAAUGAUCUACAGUCCAGGGUUAAGUCUCUCUCAGAGACUGAGGUGAUUUUCUUCACAGCAACGACGCAGUUCAGGGACACUAUAAAGAGCAUGUACUCCCUUUCGAACCCACAGAUCAGUUAUAAGGGGCUGCUGCAGGGGUAUAAGAGUAAAGUGGAGAGUUUGGCGGCGCAGAAGAAGAAGGAUGAGGUUCCUCUGGUGGUGAAUUUGUUCCAGUCAGUGCUGGACGGCUUUAUCAGAGCUGAGAUCAAACGUGUCUCAUCAGAGUCUGAUCUCACAAAGAUGACAAAGAAGAUGAAGAGGACGAGAGAAAACGAGAAGUGUCUCCCUGACAGCCCUCUGGAUCACUUGUUCUGCACAUACCAAGUGAACAUUGUUCAGUCAUGUGACAUGUGCGGCUCGUUCAUCUGGUGUAUGGAGAAAGCCUGCAUGUGCAGUGUGUGUAAGAUGGUGUGUCACAGGAAGUGUAUGGGUAAAAUCACCACACACUGCUCCAAACAUGGCGAGAAGAAGACUGAGGUAGGUAAAGUAGGCACUGUGAACUUUGGCGUGCACUUGCUCACUCUGACCAGCAGGGUGGAUCCAGUGCCCUGUAUGUUAGAAAGGCUGCUGGCGCAUGUGGAGAUGAACGGACUUUACACCGAGGGGAUUUACCGCAAAUCAGGAUCCACCCUCAAAGCUAAAGAGCUCCAUCAGCUACUGAACACCAGUCCUCAAAGUACAAAUUUGGAUAAUUAUCAGAUCCACACAGUUACAGGUCUGAUUAAGUCCUGGUUACGGGAGUUACCUGAACCCCUGAUGACCUUUAACCUCUACAACGACUUCCUGUAUGCUGCCGAUAUGCCAGAGAAUUCGGAAAAGCUGAGAUCUAUCUACAGGAAGUUAGAGGAACUUCCUGCUCCGAACUUCAGCACGCUGGAGCGUCUGGUCUUUCACCUGGUCAAAGUGGCGAAGGAGGAGGAUCAUAACCGGAUGUCUGCUAAUGCUCUGGCCAUCGUGUUCGCUCCAUGUGUAUUGCGAUGUCCUGAUGUUUCUGACCCACUGCUCAUCAUCAAAGACCUGCCCAAGACCACGCUGUGUUUGGAGGUGCUGAUCCUGGAACAGAUGAAGAAAUUCGAUGAGAAGAUGAAGGAGAUCCAGCAGUUGGAACAUGUUGAGGCCCUGGCAGUUAAACAGCUCACACUGCGCAGACAGAACACGGUUCUGGAGAACUCGAGUGGAAAAGCGGACACGGUUCAGACAGACGAAUCGGACUCGGACAUGGAGAAAACGCUGCUGGAGAGACUCCGAUCUAUAAAACAUGAGAAGAGUAAAUUGGUCUUCAGGCUGCCAGAGCUGGGUGCUUCUGAUAGCGAGAACCUGGAGUGUGAGAGCACAUCGGGUUUUGAGAGUCCUCUCGAGGACAGAAUGACUUCGCUAGUGUUGGAAGGUGAGUGGAGAGCGACGGAGGAAAAAGCAGUGUGUGAUGUCGAAGCUCAGAGACGCAGCAGUGCUCAGCGUGUCGUUCAGGAUGACCGCCAGAAUUUACAAAGCAUCACUGAACGAGACAUCCCUUUUAUAGAUGACGAUUAGCAUCGAAACAUUCAGCGCCGAUCAGUCACUAAACCACCCUGAACAACAUGUGCAGUAUCGUUAGCACAGAGAGUUUAUAACCGCUAACAGUUCUCACUACUCAUUAUUUUGUUGGAAAGCGUUGCCAUGGUUACGCUGUGGAGUGCAGCAAGCUAGCCAUUGUUAAAAGUAGGAGCUUAAUGUCUAGCUAGCUAAGUGUUGAUACAAAAUGUAUUUGGUUAAAACUAGCUGUAAUCUUAUCACUGAUAGAGCUAAUUAUUAUUAUUAUUAUUUUUAAAAUCAGUGUAAAAAUGAAAUAAAUAAAACUCGACUCAAACAUGCGGCGACGAAGCGCUGAGUGCUAACUGCUAGCUACAGCCGCUAACAGCUGCUAGUGCUACAGCUAA
Molecule: messenger RNA, 6646 nt
Organism: Silurus meridionalis
Lineage: Eukaryota; Metazoa; Chordata; Actinopteri; Siluriformes; Siluridae
Gene: myo9b
Product: myosin IXb
Biological process (GO): intracellular signal transduction
Cellular component (GO): myosin complex
Molecular function (GO): ATP binding; microfilament motor activity; protein binding
Source: RefSeq, a predicted model, not a curated record